GGUUUUUGGAUUAAUUGGUGGAUUGGUUCUAGAUUCUGGAUCCGCCCCUUUUACGCGAUUAUUUUCAGUGUGAAAAAAACGAGACCUGAAAUUUUGCGGAAACACGAAAUUUUCUCUGAUCGAUUUUGUAGAGCAACUGAAAGGGUGUCGUAGAAUCGUAGCAAACCUAGGGAAACUAAAGUGCAUUUGCAAAUAUUAGUGUUAAAACGGUUCAAAUUCAAAGCCUACUGUAGAAAAAUAUAAAACUAGUGGCAAAACAGCAGGGAAUUUAGCAUAAAGAAAGUCCGGUUUGGGAGCAACAGCAGGAGGCGGGGUAAAGAAGGAUCAGACUCACCGUCACAAAUACAUCCUCACGGAGGAGAAAGACCUCCCCCUUGCCACCCCCUCUCGUUGACGGCGGCGGCGGCCCACCCUCCUAAUCCGCCCCCUCAACAUCAGCUGGCUGGAGUUGAAGCUGCUGGAACUGAUUCGCACCCACACGCAAAACGUCAACGCCUGCCUGGCUGGCUAAUUGCGAGUGGCAGGAUUGUCAAAACAGAAGCUGCUGCAGCAGCAGGAUAAAUCAGUUUUCCUUUUUUAGUGCUAUCUGUGAUCCUUUAAAGUGCUGUGCUAUCACCGUCAACGUGUGUUAUAUUGCAGAAAAUUACAAUUUAAACCUAGUUAUAUCACCGCGUGCGCGCCAGAAAGGAAGAGGGGAAUUCAUAAUUCAAAAGUGUUUCAAGUUGAUAUCGAUAAAAUAAAACCAGUGUGUACAGGAUAUUAAUCACCAAACGCAAACGCAGGACCAUCUGGACAACGAGAGUUGGCCGCAAGCCACACCGUCCCGCGACGACUAAGCUGUAGUGUUCUAGAAUACCGCGUAGCCCAUCACCCGACUAGACCGGCAUCAGACUAGGAGCAGGAGAGGCAGCAGAGGAACACCGCCGUCAUGUUUUGGGACAGUGCAAACUCGUUGUCCAAUAUAGACGGGUUGCUAACGAAAGAGGGACUCAAGCUCAAAGAUGUGCUGGAAUAUGAGGACGUGCUGCAGGAAUGCAAAUCACAAAACACAAAACUGCUCCAAUACUUAAACCGCACGGAAGUGUUCGACGAGCUGAUAGACUUGGUCAUCCAGGAGCCACCGGAGGACCUCGAGGACCAGGUGCGCUUCCUGCACUCGAACAUGGCGUGCGAGAUCCUGACCAGCGACGUGCCCUCGUUCAAGACCCACCUGGUCGAGAACCAGAACUUUCUGAACAAACUGUACAGCUUCCUGCACCGGGAUCCGCCGCUCAAUCCGCUGCUGACGUCGUUCUUCUGCAAAACGUUUGGGAUGCUCAUAUCAAAACGUAACGAACAAGAUUAUUUCUCUUAUAAGUCAGUGUGCCUACAAGUAUUAGAGUUUAUCAAGUCUAGAAAAGGUUUCCUUACCACGAUGCUGAAGCACUUUGGCAACCAGGUCAUCACCGACCUGCUGCUCUGCUACAUCACCGAUAUCGAAGACGCCGAGCUCAAGUCGGAGCUGUUGGAGUGGCUUAACGAGCAAAACCUGAUUGCCGCAAUCAUCAACCUGCUAAAGUUACCAGGCGAAACGCAGAAACACAACAAUGUCGCACAAUUUUUAAUCGAACUUAUCAAGAUAGGCAGAUGCAAACGACAGAACGAGAGACAAGACAAAGUAACAUCCGAUCCAAUACUGGACACGCUGGAGAACGAAGUCACCACCCAGAUGCUGCUGGACAUCAUCCUGAAGGAAAACAACGAGGAAAGCGUCAUCGUGGCCGGCAUCCGGAUCAUUCUGCGGCUGCUGGAGAACACGAUCAUACAAGAACCGGUGUCCGACACCGCCCUCCAGAUGGUCAUCGACGCCGAGAAGGAGCACCAUGACACCGUCGUGCUACGCUUAGUCAACGUAAUACACCCGAGAAUGCUUGAGUUUAUCACCAUUUUAACGAAUCCGCCUCAGAAACCCGACGUAAUAACCACGGUCGGAGUACUUUCACCACCUCUAGGAAAUGUGAGACUUCAGAUUUGUAAUUUAUUUACAGUAUUAAUAGAAACAGAGAACAGUGAUGUUAUCAGGACAAUAUGCGGAACAGAUUUUUAUAGUACAUUGCUCAACCUUUUUAAGCAAUAUUGUUGGAACAAUUUUUUGCACAGUCAGGCCAAGGUGUGCGUCAACUAUGCCAUACAGUCGUUCGACCAGAAGGAGGGCGAAACCAAGCUGCUUACCUCGGAUUUACAGCGACACAUCAUCUGCGAUUGCAAGCUUGCCUCCCGCCUGGUAGACCUGUGGUACUACAACGAGGAGAUGCAAAAUCCGGCCCCGCCGCAACCACCGCCAGACGCACCAGAGACGACAACGACGACGGCACCAACUUCCAACGCCGACGCCGACACCGAUGUUACCUCCACCGAAGGGCCGACGGAGGAGACCGAUUCCGCCGAGGAGCAGCAGGACCAACUGCCGCAACCGCCUCCGCCGCAGAAACGCCGCAAGUGCCGCCGGCUCGGUUACAUGGGCCACCUGAUCGAGAUGUUCGAGGCGCUCGUCACGAACAUGAACGUGUCGGAGGAGUUUUGUGCCUUAGUCGAAGCGUCCCUCGAGGGCGAGCCGGACGACGUGAAAGCCCGCUGGCGGCGCGUGAUCGAGUCCGAGGGCGAAGGCGAUGGCGCGGGUGAGGGUGCGGGCAAGAGUGCCGGUGAGCUGGCCACAAUACUGGCCGUGCAGAAGCGAUUCCUGGCUGGUCACGAUCCAUAUCAGAAGAAAGACUAUUCGUCCGAUGUUACCAUUUUCCCCAAGGAAAUUGAGAACAAUCUUAAGGAUUACAUUCACAACACUGUGAUGGAUUUGAGCAGCAUGAACGCGCUCAACAGCUCGUCGUUCGAGAUGCUGGGCUUCACCAACACGGUCGAGCAGAUGUCCAAGCUGAUGUUCGACGAGGCUUGCCAAAGUUCGGUCAACGCAUUUAUGGACAGCGACAUGUUCGGCGAGGACGAGGACGACGACGGGACGGAGGGCGCGGACGAGGCGCGUAACUUUUACACCGGCCGAGGCCGCAUUCUUGCCCAGAGUGACGACCCGGAGGGGAGUGGUGGCGAGGGCGGUGGCGGUGGCGCUCACCGGCCGUUCGAUGACGAUCUCAAGAACGCGAUUGACCUGUUUAUCAACAAGAGCGCCUGGCCGUCCUCGGUGGGUGUGGCCGACGUGGACGAGGACAACACAGACCCGUGGGGAACCAGCCACCAGCAGGACCAGCAGCAGCACGAAGGGAUGGACGCGACGGUCGAUGGCAUUACGGACGCGUGGGCCAACUUUGGCUCGGACGGGUUCGCCGACUUUGAUUCUCACUUUACGGACUUUACGUCGGCUCCACCUGGUGGCGACCCGCAGCAGCAGCAGCAGGACUCGUCCAAGACUUUCUUCGACAACAAUGAAAACAUUGCCUUCGAUAACAGCAACAACGAUGAUCCGUUUGCAACGGCAGCGCAGGCCACUGAAUUCCACGCGGAGGACGCCGCGGUGGCCAGCAGCGUGGUGGUAACGGCUGCCAACAAUGAACAAUCCGACGAUGCUAAGAACAGUAACGUAAAUGUGCCAUUAUCCGUACCGGUUGAAGAGAUCACCAGCAGCAGUUGUCCAACAAUGGCGACCACGAUGGAGCAACUAGCCAACGAAAUUUCCAGCAUGGCAUUGGGUGGGGGCAGUACCCGGAUCGUUGACGACGAUGACGACGGGCUGAAGACGGUAACAACCAACGGACCAACGGUAAUGGCUGAGGAGGAUAAGCUGGAGAUGCCGGAGAAUUUGGAGGUCGUCCCGAUUGAAAGCAACAUAAACAUCGAUCCUCAGCAGCCAGAACAGCCGCAGCAAAACGACAAUUCCGCCGCUGCCGAACAGCAAACAACUGUAUCGGACGCAGCAGUUGCAGCAGCAGCAGCUGACACUGACCUAUCCACAACAACAGCAACAGCAACCAAGACUUUAAACAACCUCGUGCUUGCGGCACCGGAAGCCGUAAUCAACAGCAGUAGCAGCAGUAGUAGUGACAACAGCACAGAGCAAAUCCCAACCUCGACGUCAAUUGAUCCAUCGAAGCUCCCGGCCCAAGUGCAGCACCAGCAGCAGCAGCAGCAGCAACCUCAACAAUCACCCCAACCACCACCACCAACUGUGCCAUUAGAGAAUGGAUCAGUUUAGACGGAGUUUGCAGCAGGUAAAUAAUAACAGAAAAGAAAGUACUAAGUUUAAUUAAUGCGAGUAACAAAAGUGUUGUAAGAAAAUGAAAAAAUUACCCAAAUAAUAUCGGGCUAGUGCUAGGCAGAUUGAACAAUUGUAAAACAGUUUAAGAGAAAUUCAGUGAAACAAAUUUGAGAUGCUUCUAAAGCGAGAUUAUUUGUAGUGAAAAAGAAGUGCUUAGGCUGAACAUUUUGAGCGGAAAGCGUAGCAUAUUUUUUUAUCGCAGCCAAUUUUUUACACCACCAAAAAUGCCGAAAGACUUUUUGUUCUAAAAAAAAGAGAGAAUCGUUACGCAGCAUCCUCACAGGAUCUUGAUCUAUCUAGUUUCGUCGUCCCGUGUUUUUGUAUUCGAGGAAGGUUCCGCCAGGGGGGAGCGGACUCUGGUGCUUGUUAGGCGGCGCGUGGUUUGACGACUUUGAGGUUUUGUACCCUUCCCGGGAAGGGUGGACUGUUUCCAUAGUGGUCAAGCCAGAUCAUCGAUCGGAGAGGUCUUGAAGCGAUGUGACUUGAAACUUGCAGUGCUUUUUGGGGGGAGAAGGACAGAAAACUUUCCUCGUCUGAAGUAAUAGCAAUUUAGUUACUACUAUUGUAAACUUUUUAAUUAUUUUUGUUUUAUACACGAAGUAAUUCAAUUUAGAUAAAAAAAAGAAUAAAACCAACUAAAAAAACAACAAGAACUCAAUGUAUUUUUAUGCAUAAAUAAGCCAAAAACGCAGGAACAGUUGAGAGUGAUGAACAUAGCGAAUGAAAAUGUUGGACAUUUACAAAAAAUGAAAGCAAUCAUUUUUGUGUUGUUUUAGGAGAAGAAAAAAAAAUCCACGAAAAACCAAUGAAAUGUCGCGAGAAAGAGAGAACGAGAGUGAGCGCGCGAGUGUGGAUAAAACGUUGAAAAAAAAAACACAAAGCUUCCGCCAAAACGAAAAAAAAGAAAGAUAAAAAAGCAAAAAAACAAAAACACUCACACACACGUUAAGAUACGAGUUUAGUAGCACUAAUUUUCCACUAAGGUAAGAGAAGCUGGCAGAAUGAAUGUUGAGCUAUGGAAACGCCUUUCUUCUUGUUUGCCAGUGCACACAUACACACACAGUUUAGUUUGUAGUAAGCAAAAAAUAUGUUUGAUUCGAUUACGUUGACGUUCUACUUAUAAGUUAAGGCUACAAUUUAACCAUAUUAUCAGUUCAAAUCUUUCGCGUCUUUACUUUAUAAGCUUAGCUUAAGUUUGAUUUUUGUUUUUUGUACGCUUAAUUCAGGGUUUGCGCUUUUCUUAUUCUUUACCUAAGCUGAUGAUACGUACGUUGCCAAAAUUGGUUUUGUUUUGUUUGCCCCCUUGAAUCCACCACUAAAUUGUUGCUCAAUUUCAGUCCCGCAGUUGGCGGUUCUGCUCUUCUCUUUAUGUUAUUUCACAUGUUCCUUCCCAGGCUUCCCAACAGGAAAAGCUUACGAUUGCAAGAAGAUGAUGGAAGAGCCCAAUUGACAAUGUUAAGAUACGAAUGUUUGAACAUAUCUCGCUCGCCGUGCUUAGGAUUCUGUUUUUAUUAUGUGCCCUAAACCUUUUCAAAAUCCCCUACUUUUAGUAGUUAAAACGCUAACCAGAGAGAGGGAGAAAGAAUGAAAGAGAGAGAUUGGGAGACCAAAAUCAGACAGCUGCGUUUCAGUGAUAGCGAUAGAACUUAAACAGAUAUAACAAAACUCACAAACAUUCACACACAAACACAUCCACAACAAACUACGACGAACUGCAUUAAGUAUAUAUAUACACACACCCAUACACCCUGUCUCCUUCCUUCCUACACUUACAUACACAAACACACACAAGCAUCUCUCGCCUAGAAGAGAACAGAUAAAAAAAUAAAAACAAAAAAUGGUGCAAUGUUCUGAAAAAUAUAUAUAUGAAUCAAAUGUAAGCUAGUGCCACUUUCUAAAGUACCAUGGAAAUAUAAAUAAAGGAAUGUGAACGUCCACACAA
Molecule: messenger RNA, 6185 nt
Organism: Culex quinquefasciatus (southern house mosquito)
Lineage: Eukaryota; Metazoa; Arthropoda; Insecta; Diptera; Culicidae
Gene: fmt
Exons: 14
Coding region: 929-4180 (1083 amino acids)
Cellular component (GO): cytosol; nucleus
Molecular function (GO): protein phosphatase regulator activity; protein phosphatase binding
Source: RefSeq, a predicted model, not a curated record